This is a messenger RNA of Closterium sp. NIES-67, 3887 nucleotides long. The record is from the annotation of a GenBank genome assembly. Lineage: Eukaryota; Viridiplantae; Streptophyta; Zygnematophyceae; Desmidiales; Closteriaceae.
AGGUGUUGCAGACUGUUGGCAAAGUCACCCUCGUCGCUGCCUUUAUGUUCUUGAUGUGACAGUAGGCUCUCUAGAUGAAGCAUGCAGUCGAGUAGCUGCUAGGUUUGCAAGGUAAGUUGAGGAUUCAGCACAAUAACUUCCCUUUUCGAAAUGUCCAUGUAAUCGACAUGUAAGUGGGUGUUUACCCACCUUUGUUAUCCCAAAGACAUUCGUAUAAUCCCUGGUUCUCCCAAGACGGAAUCCAAUGUACAUGCCAGUGGGCAGCGUGGAGUUACGCAUAUUUGCCAUUUCUUAGAUAGAUGCUAAAAAAGCACACUACGGUUCCAGUAGAUGCGAGUUUAGCUAGGUUCUUGCAUUCCACCAUGGAGGUGUCGCGGAUCUGGCUGCUGAUUCUAUCUACUGUGGUCUUACUCGGUCUCCAUACGACGAGCGUAUGCCACCAUGGUUCAUUAACUCUCUCUAGCCCGCAGUCUUGUGAAACGCUACUCGUAACCAUGAAACAACGCAAAGCAACGUGCGAAUGGUGUGGCUGUUCGUUUCGUGGAUCUGGGCCUCUAAGGACACACACGUCCACAGAUGCAGAUUGCAGGCUAGCUAAGGAACGCAGCUACAAUGCUGGUAUUUUCUAUGGGGCGUAUGCUACUUUUGUAGGCCCCUCCUGCGCUGAGCGUUCUCGCCACUCCUGGGCACCAGUCGACCACAGCAACGGAUGCCCUCCCGUUGAGCCACCUAGCAGGCAAACAAGCUCCACCUCCACGCAGGGUAGUGUGUCGGGCCAUUCUAGUGACAGCGAUAGCGGGGGGAGUAGUUGCGAGCGCGGGCCCAUGUGCCGGAUGGCGAAGUCAUUUGUCCAGUGAUCCUUGCAAGCGAUCAGACGACACUCGAUGGCACGACGCGGACCCGAAUCUGGCCACUGUACAUAUCCACCGAAAACAUUCCAUGGCACUGGCGCUGGCACGACGCUGGGAAAGUACUCGGCAUUCUGCCAGAACCAGACAAGCACAUGCUGCCCAUGCAGAAGGUCGAGCUGUUCCAGAAAUCUCUUGGCAUUGUUCUCCAUGAGCUCCACCAAGCAUCCAAAAAGUAACCAUCCCAUUCCCCCACCCCUCCUCUUCCCAUGUCCCCCACCAUUUUUCCCUCUUCCUAUCUCCCUCUUCCCCUAAGUCUCCCUCUCCCUACCAAACCACAAGCAAUCUUCUCCAACAUGAUGUAUCCCCACUGCCCGUUCCUCCCCACUCUCUAUGCCCUGCCCCCCUACUUCCCCCUCCAUCCAUGUCCUCUGUGCAGGAGCGGGAUGAGCAGGGUGAUCGCAAAGAGUGGGCGAAGGUUUGGCGGUACUCGGCGGCAAAUGGGGGGCUGUCGGCUGUCAUACAGGGGCAGCAAGUCCCAUGCUGCUCGGACUGGUCGGACGACCUGAUGGUCCUGUUUGGGCGCGCGUUGCCCGCGCCCGCACCGGGAAGAGGCACGGACCCCGGUACACUCAAUGCAAUGAAAGCUGUUGCGGCGAGCAUACACUCGGCGUCAAGUGUAGAUCUCGUUGCUGCCUGCGUGUUAGUGCUGCAGGCUGUGGACAAGCUUCUGGCGGGGCUGCUGUCGACGGCGGAGGAGGAAGAGGCCGGCGAGUAGGCACCCGGCGUCGUCUAAAAUUCUGCGCAGCGAGUAUGAAGCACACCAGUACUCAACCAUCCCCAUUCCGUCUGCCCUUUGGGACUUCAAGUUUUCAGAGGAGCCGUAGGGCAACACCUAUCUCCCUAUGAUGCCGGACAUAUUGCAUGUGUUCUACAUUGGGGUUUGGAAGCAUCUGGUGACUGUCUUGAUUUCAGACAAGGAUAUUGCCAAGAUUUAUGAAGAGCGGUAUCUGAGGAUGUAUCCUGAUGCACGCCUAGCUGGGCUUCCUGCCCCCAUUCCUGGAAAAUACUUCAUAUCAGGCGUGAACUACACCGGCGCAGAGCAUUCGGGCAUGAUGUCAGUGAUCACUUUCAUAGUUGAGGGGAAGCUUGCUCCAGCAUGCCACAAAGCCCUCAAUUAUGUCCUUGGGUGGCAUCAAACCUACAUUCAAGCUAGCAGCCACAGUGAAGCCAGCCUUGCCCAAAUGCAAGCAGACUUGCAUGAGAUGGUGCAUCUCCUAGAGAUGGCGUUCCCACGGUCUGGCCAUGGGUGGAACCUCAUCAAGGUUCAUUUACUCACGCAUCUCCCUGAUGCUAUCCGACGCGGGGGCCUGCCACAAGAGUUCGCUGCUGCUGUUUUUGAAAAUGCGCACUCGCGGACUUGCAAGCAGCCAUAUCGGUCAUCAAACCAUCGUCAAUAUGUGGACAUCAUUCUGAAGCACAAUGUGCUUGACGCGGUGCAGCUCUUAACAUUGUGCUUCAGAAUGAUGUCCGCGUCAAGAGCUCGCUUCCUCCGCCGCGCAAAUAAAAUACUGCAGCUGCACGAGAGAUGGAGACGGGGAUGCCAAAACUCACCGAGGAUUCAGACUUAAUGACGUAUGGUGAUGCUAACCCCAGAUCUGGAAACGACAUCUACACCAGCUAUGUCGAAGCCAAUGGUGGGGACUUGGGGCCUUACGGUGAGACAAUGAGGCGCGCCGGUUACCAGAGCUUCCCGGCUGAGGUUCAUAGGGCAGUCGCAAUUCUGACCUCUGACAUCGACGGCCAGCCUGCCUGCUGGUAUGCAAGGGAAGCACUCAGGAACCAAAAGGAUCCUGCAUUUUCAUGUAUCAGCAUUUCUAGUACCAGAGGGCAGCCCCUGUACGGCCAGGUCCUGCUGCUUCUGCGUGCGGAAACGCUGGUAGGGUCUCAGGCAGGCCAGAAACGCGCAGUAGCAUACGUGCGGACGUGGACCACUAGUGCUGUGGACGACAUCAUAGGCUGCAGUAUUUUGCAUCGACAAGGGGGUGGGAAUGGGUACACGGUAGUACCCAUUGAACGGCUAACCGGUGUGGUACACAUCGUGAAGUCUUUCGAGCGUCAAGGAGUGUGGCUACUCAAUCGUUGGGCUCACCUGCGCCGGCCCCUUACAGGUGAUAUGGUCACUGACCGUGCACCGUAGAGUUGCUUUGAGGGGAGCUACCAAUGGUCACUGGAGUGGUUCUGCUCAUGACGGCCCUUGCUGGCCCUUCCUAGAGGAGGGAGGGGGGAGGAGAGAUGGCCACUAUGCAAUAGGUGAACACACAACCCACUACAUUCUUACGCGCCGCCGUAUCCUACCACAUCACGAUCACAGCCCUUUUAUCUCUCUCAUGGCCAACUACCGAGUGAGUUUUGCAUAUGCAGUGGCUCCAAGGUCUGGGUAGGCAGCGGAGUGAGGAUGGUUAAGCUUAUGUAUGGAUUUUGGCAGGGAGGAGCGAAGGUCCCGGCAUCGUGGGUGAAGGCAGAGAAAGAAGGAAGGGAUCAUGCGGAGGCUGAAGCAUCCUUCCCUCCUCUUGGUCCAACAAACUUUCAUGACUGUAGCCUCUCGGUAGAGAUUGCGUGAAUCACCCCCCUGCAAGUCACGCCCUUUCUCUCCACCACCUUCUAUUGCUGACCCUGCAUUCCACUCUCAACCCUGUGUACCCUGCCCUCGGCUCUGCAGCCCCUUCUCAUCCUCGGUUGCACUGUCAACUUCUGCACUACCAUUUCGCCCCUCCACUCCCCUUUCCCGUUCGCCACCAUCCCACCCUCCGCCCCAUGCCCUCCCAAAUAUGAUCCACUGCUAAGCGGCCCCUACUAACACACGCACUCAAAGCUCCACACCUACACCAUGAUGUAAGCGCCUCUCACCAGCACAAGCUCCCCUGCACUUGGUCUUGGAUUUGGUACGCACGACUCUCUCCAUGAUCACCAUGCUGAACCGUGGCUGUGACGGGGUCAACAUGAAUAUUUUUUUAGGAAUCAAAAAAUUAACAGAUU